This is a messenger RNA of Vollenhovia emeryi, 2345 nucleotides long. Its product is annotated as probable 4-coumarate--CoA ligase 3. NCBI's taxonomy places the organism in Eukaryota, Metazoa, Arthropoda, Insecta, Hymenoptera, Formicidae. The transcript has 10 exons. Gene Ontology annotation, biological process: fatty-acyl-CoA biosynthetic process; long-chain fatty acid metabolic process. Bases 338 to 2098 code for a protein of 586 amino acids. The record is from RefSeq and is a predicted model, not a curated record. Gene Ontology annotation, molecular function: long-chain fatty acid-CoA ligase activity. Gene Ontology annotation, cellular component: mitochondrion.
GUCGGCAGUCCGCCAGUGAAACUGGCCGCGUAAACGUCGUGUCGGUGACCGAACGAUCGAUCGACGGCGAUCUAACUGGCAACGGUUCAGUGUGUGUCAGUUGUUUUGCGAAAUACUGUGCAAAACUGCAAGCUUUAGCAGUUUCUAGAACGUUUUAACUGACGUUGCCUGACUUCUUGCCAGAACAUCGUGUGAUAACGAGAUAUUGCCGUCAACGAGAUAGCGUUCUACCAUCUCUAAAAAUAGACAGAGAUUCCCGAACCACGAUCUACCACGCAUAAAGAGACAUUACAAGCCGGGGAAUUAAUUACCGAUAAAUUAACAUUGCUGAUAUUAUAUGAGUAUGGCGACACACGUAUUUCACGGUAUUCAGAGGCUGAGUCGAGUACUGGACGGAGGAAUAAGGGCACUGAACCCCACGUUAAGGCGUGCAUCGACCUCAUCUCAAACCCGAAUUGUGACGGGACCAAACAAUGAAAAAAUUAUCAUGCCUUCGGCUGGUGAAGCCAAAGAUAUCCCUGAAACCUUAAUUCACGAAUUUGUUUGGAGGGAUAGCGAGAAUUAUUCUAAUCAUAUUGCGUUGGAAUGUGGCGUAAGUGGCAAGAAAUACACAUUCGCGCAAGCCAAGGAUGCGACAAGUUAUAUCGGCAGAAGUUUGCGGAAUAUGGGUCUCAAAAAGGGCGACGUAGUGGCAUUAGUGGCGCCCAAUUUUCCGGACACAGUCUUAAGUUUCCUCGGAAACUCAUCAGCCGGACUUGUUACCACUACUGUAAAUCCGCUGUACACGUCUGAGGAGCUGCAGAGACAGAUGUUGAAAGCCCAUGCGAAAGCAGUCAUCACUUCGACCGCAAUUGCAUCCACAGUGCUCGCCGCAACAAGGGCAUGUCUUCCACGUGAAACUCCGGUUAUUGUGAUUGACGAUAAGAUUAGUUCUAUUCCAGAGGGUGUAAUACCAUUUGAUGAUCUUAUAACACGAGGCAAAUCAUUGCCACCUGUAAAUUCAGACAGAACUUUCGACGAUAUAGCGAUUUUACCAUUUUCGAGUGGCACAACUGGAUUACCAAAGGGUGUUAUGCUAACACAUCGCAAUCUAGUGUCUAAUAUAAUAAUGGUUGAUAGCACUAUCAGCAAUGUAUUCCAGCCUACUACAAGUACACAUCAAGAAGUAAUACCUGCAGUAUUACCAUUUUUCCAUAUUUAUGGAUUGAAUGGUUUGAUGAUUCCACGUCUUGCUUACGGCGGAAAGAUAGUCACCGUUCCAAAAUUUGCACCGGAGUUGUUCGUCAACGUAUUAGAAAAACACAAGGCGACCGCGCUGUUUGUCGUACCACCCAUAGUGCUAUUUCUAACGGCUUCCCCUCUUGUGAAGAAGCAUCAUUUCGAGCGCGUGCAUAUGAUGAUGAGCGGAGCUGCACCGCUCGCCAAAACGGACGUCGACAGAUUCUACGAAAAAUACGACAUUAACCCGAAUGUCUUGAAGUUCCAUCAGGGUUACGGAUUGACAGAAAGUUCACCAGUGGCGUUUAUUGAGCUUGGACAUAAGCAUUCUAGCAUCGGAGCUAAUGUGGCAAGCUGUCAAGCACGUCUGGUAGAUAUAACGACACAGCAAGACGUCAGUACUGCUGGUCAAACUGGCGAGCUGUGGAUCAAGGGUCCUCACAUUAUGAAAGGGUAUCUAGACGACGAAGUCUCUACAAAGAAUACGCUAACCGAGGAUGGAUGGCUGAAAACGGGUGAUAUCGCUUACUACGAUGAAGAUUUCCAUUUCUAUAUUACAGAUAGAUUAAAGGAACUUAUCAAAGUCAAGGGAUUCCAGGUUCCACCGGCGGAACUGGAAGCGUUGCUGCGGAUGCAUCCAGACGUGGAGGAAGCGGCAGUGAUUGGUAUUCCGCAUGCGAGGCAUGGUGAGGUACCGAAGGCAUUCGUAAUGGUGAGCAAGGGUAAGAAACCUACCGAGGACGACAUUAAGAACUUUGUGAAAGGGAAGGUCUCCGACUACAAGCAGCUGGAAGGUGGAGUCAUAUUUGUUGAUGACAUUCCGAAGAAUGCAAGCGGAAAAAUUCUAAGAUCAAAGUUGAAGGAAACUUACAAGCAUUAAUUUUAUCAAAAUUAUAUCUUUUUAGUAAGAAAAGUUUUUAAAUAAGAUCAAUGUUUUUAAAAGACUUGCACGACCUGUUUAAACAAAUAAAAUAGAUGGAAUGUAAUUUAGCGAGUAUGCGUAUCACAAUGUACAUGUGUACAGUGGUUUGCGUAAAGAGGUUGCAAAUUUUAGAUACUGAUAUGUAUAUGUAUAUAAUUUAUCUACAGUUCAUCAGAAAUGAAAUAUUAAAAGACACUGCUUUGUA